UCGCUCCUAGGUCUGGAUAUCACCUGUUGUUCUACAACAUGUAUUCUAGGCUGUCUCUGCAAGGUACUGGACUGUUUGUGUUUAUCUUGAGUGAUAGUGUUCUCCCGGGAUAAAACUUGGAUAUUCAUGUUUUAAGCUGUAUAAAAAGUGUUUAAGUAUCUUUUUAGAAAACUGUGCUCAUUGUUUCUGGAAAGACAUCGGGAUUUUGAUGAGCACGGUCUCAGACAACCAUGCCUGCCGUAGAUUGCCCUAUCAAAGGGUGCGACUACCAGACUCCUGACCUGGAACCAACUAUUGCGGCCGCCCUCAUAACAGCUCACAACGCUACGCACAUUUCGCGAAACACUGCUCCGAUGGUUGAAAAGGCCGAUGCAGUACCCGACGACUAUCCCAUGGGGAGUGAUCCUGCUAAUCAUCCCAGCGUCUCGAGUUAUAAAAAACAUCUAGAGCAUACAGCCACUCUGCCGACCGAUGAUGAUCUUUUCGGGGACAAGCCGAAAGCUCACGUGGUUCAUUUCGAGACCAAGCCCCUGCAGGAGCCCAAAAUCUCUACCGUCCAGAACCAAGACCCUGUCACUGCUGAAAAUCUCACCCAGAAUGAAGUUGAUGCUUAUGCUGAUGAUAACAGUCGGUGCAACAAGUUUAGCUCGUGUUGGAAGAAAUUCGCAUUUCUUUUUGCGAUCGGUGGAAUCGUUGUCCCGUUUGCUGGUUUAGUUGUGACAAUAGUGUACAUUGCUUUCGUGUGGUGAUUAUCCUAGAAAAAUCGUGUACUUCUCAUUUGAUUUCAGUCGUAACACUUGAACUGUGUAACAUUUGUACAAUUAACAGCAAAUUCUGUUUUAAAAGUCUCACUGCUGUAUCAAUAGGAAGCACUAAAACCUGUAAAUAUAACUAUAGACAAUAAUAAAAAGAUGGUUUUGUUAGGACUAGCAUUUUCUCUCACACUUUGGAAUCUAGUAUCUCAUGAAUUGUCAGAAAUGUUUUAAUUUAUCAAAAGCUGCACUCUCACACUAUACCAUCUUUACAACUUUUUUUAUGUUUUGUCUUAGAAAGAGCAUUUCUUUUUGCGUAAAUAUCUGCAAACCAAUGAUAAGAUUGCUGACAAAAAAUCAUAUCAUAGAUUUUCAUAUUUCCGUUCCAAAAUUAAUGUCUUACUAACGUUACUAACGGUUUAAGAAAAAUGCAUAAAACAUCAAUUUUUAAACUUAAAUAUAAAACUUUGCGAUCUGCUUUUUUUGUCAGCAGUCUUAUAUAACUGUAUAUAAAGUCCAUGGACUUUUGCAAAACUUGGCUCGUUCCAAGACAAAAAAUAAAAAAUGUUGUCAAAACGUUCAAUCUGUGAGAGUGCAGCUUUUGCACCGUAUGAUGAAAUAGCGAAAAAAAGACAAUUGACGAAAACUGAUAUAAACGUGGUAUCGAUGUGUACAAUGCAUUCAAACUAACUAACUGAAGUACCACAUAGUUUACAAUUAAUUUAUUUUUCGCAGUUUUUUCGUAUUUUUUUCCAAUAAAAAGGAUUACUUGGUAUGUAUACCCAGUAUAUAGCUUAUAUAUUCCAAAGGUUAAGGUUAAGCCUUCGUAGCACAGUGGAUGCAACACUGGACUGUAAUUUUGGCGACACCGGUUCGAACCCGGCCUUUCACUCGAUUUUGAUUUUUACAUUUUGGUAUUUUUUUACAACUUUGAUAUCAAAGAGUAAAACAUUUUAUUAAAAUAUUGUCAUGAGAAUCGUUACAGAAAAAAAACUUUUUGGUGCCAAUCUGGUUUUAAGUCCCUUUAAAAUAAAAAUACUAAUGUAUAUAUGAAUUAAUUAUGCUCCAGGCGUUACAAUUGAACUGUUUAUCAUUUUCCAUCGAUAGCAGUUAACAUAAUGAUUUUAUUUAUCAAUAUGAAAUUGAUUAGGAAAAACCUUAAAAGGAUAAUAUAUUUUAUACAAAAUAAUAUCAAUACAGUGGGGCAUAGGUUGCAAAACAUGUUGUGUUAUUACUUUAAAGCAUUUGUAUGUUUCAUUCAUUUAACUUUAAUGAGCAAAACAAAAAACAACAACAUAUGACUUGUGUACAUAUAAAGUAAUACAUGCAAUAUUUUAGAGCUUUUUAACUGGGAAGCCUGUGGCCACGUAGCUGUUUAUUGAAAAUAAUACAAUUAUAAAGGCUUGUAUUUUUGUCUGUACAUAAAUCAUAUGUUAGUGCCUUUUUACCAUAACGAUCAAAUGAGUUUAACAUUGAUAAUUAUUUUUUCAUAUAUAAUUUUGCCAAUUUAACCAAGUAAUAACGUUUCAUAUAGUGUACCUUCUGUCAAAAAUAGUCACAAAGGGAAAGAAAUACGUGUAUUGUGUCGCACUCACAUAUUAAUAUAUAUAUAUAGUUUUGUGAACUAGUGUGCUACUUGAAGGAAACUGAUUGAUACUGGAAACAUAGAUAUUAAUUGUUUAUUAUUUUUAAAGCAAGAUUUGUCCGGAGCAUUACUAUUUAAAGAAAUAGUUAAAACUAAUGACAUUUAUAAAUGAUAUUGGAAUCGAAUACAACGUAGUCUAUAAUCCAUAGUGAACAAGUUAUCUCCCAUUGAUCUUUUAUUUCCAGUUCUAAAUAUUGCCCAGAGCAUAUUUCAGAAACUAAUAAAAGGUGAAAGGAACUUUUGGAAGAUAUUUUACAAAAAAUGUGACUUUUAGUGUUGUGCCGAUGAUCGAUUAUUAUCGACAAUUGAUCGGAAAUGCCUUUGUCGGAGACAAUCGAUAGUGAAAUUUGAACAAUCGAUUAUAGAAACAAGGGACGUAACCGCUACUGACUUAUUUUCUUUUUCAGGUUUAUGCUUGUAAAUGCUAAAAUGUUAAGGUGUUACUAAGUUAAGUUAUUUAGUCAUAUUCUUAUCAGUGAGUCAGUGUGUUGUUACAUUUUUUAUAAUUUAACUGCUUUGGAUGGAUUGGUUCUCAGCUUCUCAUGAUUGUGGUUUAAAAAUGAU
This is a messenger RNA of Mya arenaria, 2961 nucleotides long. RefSeq lists its product as uncharacterized. The coding region runs from base 231 to 749 and encodes 172 amino acids. The record is from RefSeq and is a predicted model, not a curated record. NCBI's taxonomy places the organism in Eukaryota, Metazoa, Mollusca, Bivalvia, Myida, Myidae. The transcript has 4 exons.